Zeugodacus cucurbitae (melon fly) is the source of this 1929-nucleotide messenger RNA. RefSeq names its product probable cytochrome P450 6a14. The coding region runs from base 111 to 1610 and encodes 499 amino acids. Lineage: Eukaryota; Metazoa; Arthropoda; Insecta; Diptera; Tephritidae. The record is from RefSeq and is a predicted model, not a curated record. The transcript is spliced from 2 exons. Gene Ontology annotation, molecular function: oxidoreductase activity, acting on paired donors, with incorporation or reduction of molecular oxygen; monooxygenase activity; iron ion binding.
AUCCAAACAAGGUGAUAGUCAUUUUUUAAAAGCCAACUGUAGCGGAACUUACACCGAAAAAAUCAUUGAACUAACUUAAUUUAGCGGUAUACUAGAUUAUUUUAUAUAAAAUGGAUAUCUUUCUUGUUCUCUGCUCCACACUUGUCGUGCUACUAAUCAGCUAUCUACACUACAAGUAUCAAUAUUGGCAGCAGCUUGGAGUGCCACAACUGAAAAUGAAUUAUCUUUUUGGUAAUUUGUUCCGCAUAAAGAGUAUACAUAAGGCGGAACUCUUUCACGAAGUAUAUCAAGAGUUCCAUGGUGAAGCAAAUUUAGUCGGCACAUACAUUUUCACUCAACCCAUUGCUGUUGUUUUGGAUUUAGACUUGAUUAAGUCUAUACUAAUUAAAGAUUUCAACAAAUUUACGGAUCGCUUUGUACAACGGAAGAUUGAUAGCGUUUUCACACAUAAUAUUUUUCGUGUACAUGGCGAUCAGUGGCGUCCAAUGCGUACAAAGCUUACUCCGACCUUCACGUCGGCGAAAAUGAAGUUUAUGUUUCCCACGGUGGUGACAGUGGCUGGUCAAUUAGAUGAGGCUUUCAGCUCACAAUUGGCCAAGACGAAAAGCGGCGAUGUAGAAUUACACGAUCUGAUGGGUCGGUUUACUACCGAUGUGAUUGGGCAUUGUGCCUUCGGUGUUGAGUGUAAUAGCUUAAAGAAUCCAAAUGUUGCAUUUCGUCGCAUAGGCCACCGUAUAUUCUAUCCACGUUAUCUCUCUAUACGUUUACGUACAUUUAUGGUUACAUAUCCAGCUAUGUUCAAAUUUCUAAAAUUUUUCAAUGUUAAACAAACUCCUAAAGACAUUGAAGACUUCAUAGUGCAGCUGGUACGUGACACAGUGAGUCUGCGUGAAGAGCAGAACAUUCAGCGUAAUGAUUUCCUCAAUAUGCUGAUUGAGUUGAAAAAUUCCAAAGAUUUAAAGGGCUUGCCUGCAAUGGGUAUUGAAGAGAUGGCUGCACAGGUGUUCGUAUUUUUUGCGGCUGGUUUUGAGACUAGCUCAAGUAAUAUGACUUAUGGGUUAUUUGAGUUAGCGAAGAAUCCCCAAAUACAGGAGAAGUUGAGAGCGGAAAUUUUGAAUGUUUUGGAGAAACAUAAUGGCGAGUUGACCUAUGAAGCAAUGAUGGAGAUGACAUAUUUAGACCAAGUUAUAACAGAAACACUCCGUAAAUAUCCAGCACUCGCUGCUCUCACUCGUGUCUCCGUUGAUGAUUAUAAAAUACCUGAUACAGAUAUCACACUCGAGAAGGGCACACGCAUCCACAUACCCGCUAAAGAGAUACAUUAUGAUCCGGAAAUCUAUGAGGAUCCAAAAGAAUUCCGCCCAGAGCGCUUCAACCCGGAAGAAGGGCAAAAACGACAUCCACAAGCUUUCCUUGGUUUCGGUGAUGGACCGCGUAACUGUAUUGGGCUACGCUUCGGACGUAUGCAAGUGCGUGUUGGUUUGAUAACUUUGCUCAAAUCUUAUCGCUUCAGCCUAUCGGAGAAGACACCGACGGAAUUAGAGAUUUCCAAAUACAGUAUAGUGCUUGUACCACAGAGCAAAGUGUGGCUUAAGGCAGAAAAGCUGUGAAGAUAACACGUCUUUGUUGUUUGGAGAGUUUAGUUUGAAUAAUUAAAAAAUUGAAGAUAAUAUAUUACUAUAUAGAAAAUACAAAAAUUAAGGUUAAAUUAGAGGUGCCAUAGCCACAACCAUAGUCACAACCCUACCGAUCAAACCAACUUUACGAUGAUAAUAAUGUAUUCUCUACACUUGAUGUAAUUUUUUUGAUAGUUAUAUGAGUUUGUCAGUUUCUAUGAAUUAUCUUUGUAAUAAUCCCUUCAUAUUUACCACAUUCUAUGUAAAUAAAUGUUGUUUUUACUGUGGUUUAUAAUUUUAUAUGAUAUGUAAA